AUGAAUCGUCUUCUUGUACGACGUUGUAGUAUGUCUUCAAUUCAGGAGGAAGACGAAUCGGAAACAUUCGAUGAAACAAUAACAGAAGUAGACAAAUUACUAUCCCUUUCAUUACGACAAGAACAAUGCGAUCGUUCAUCAUCAAUUUCUGAGUGGGAUUCUGAAUUAUCUGAAUCUGAACAAGAAUUUGACGAUAAUAAUGAAAAUCCAGAAGAUAAAAGUGAAGAACAAGCAGCGAAUCGAGCAUUACAAAGUUUUAAACAAUCAUGUUCACGAACAUUACUUGUCAUUGUUAUUGUUUUUAUAGAAGAAGAAGAUUCAACUGAACUUGACGCAAUUUUAUCUGAAUUACAAGAUUUUAAAAUUGAAUUUGAAGAAAAUUCAAAUCUUUCAUCGUCACAACAACAAUUAUCAUAUCCAAAGCUUGAUAAAAUACAAAAAUCGACAAUGAAUCAUUAUUCAUCAUCGUCAUCAGGAAAAUAUUCGUCAUCGUCUUCUUCUUCUUUUUCAACAAAUGGUUGUGUUUAUGAACUUCGUACACUUGAAGAUCAACUUGAAGCUGCUUUAGCAAGUUUAUCAUUGACAAUAAAUGAUUGUGCAAUAACUAAUAUUGAUUCUCAACAACAAAAUUCAUCUGAUUCAAGUGCUUGUUCAAGUGGAGUUGGAGAUGAAAUUGGCAAUGAAUCAUUUCAUUUAUAUAACAUAUCAAAUACAAAUCAUCAUUCUGUAUCAUUAACAUCAAAAAUGACUACAACUACAGAUGAUUGUGAUUCAGCAUUUAGCGAUUGUGGAUCAAAUGAUAAAGUUAUCUUAACUAAUCAUGAUGAAUCGUUAAUCUAUCGUUCGAUGCUUCCAGUGACAGAUCCAAUGGAUGAGACACCGUCAAUUAUACUUGAUCAUGAUGAUUUAUUAUUAUCAUCUCAUGGUCGACAUUCAUCAAAAAUGCUUAUUCGUACAUAUAAUGAUGAUGAUUCAACAAAAAGUAUAUUCAUUGAUGAUUCAAUGUUAAUUCGUGAUGUUCUUUUUGUACUUGUUCAUAAAAAUCAUCGAGAAUCUGAUAUUAAUUAUGCUCUUGUUGAAGUUUUACCUGAUCUACAUAUGGGUAAAAGAAACAAAGAAAGAAAUCUUACUAAAAUAACUUUUUUUUUCAUUUUAAACUUAGAACGUAUUUUUGAAGAUCAUCAAAAAUUAAGUGAAGCUAUUCUUAUGUGGCCAACUGUUUCUUCAAAUCGACUUAGUUUUACUAAACGUCUUGAAAAAUAUAAUUUUUUUCGAACAAUUAAUUCAAAUGAUGAAUUAUCACAUACACCUGAUACUGAAGGAAAUAUUUAUUUAAAAGAAAAAUCUCGUAAAUCAUGGAAAAAACACUUCUGUGUACUUCGUUCAUCAGGUCUUUAUUUUAUACCAAAAGGCAAAAGCAAAAAAGAUCUUGUCUGUUUGGCAAAAUUUGAAAAUGUUGAAUUAUUUUUUGGUCUUGAUUGGAAAAAGAAAUUUAAAUCACCAAGUGACUUUUGUUUUGCAUUAAAGCAUCCAUUGAUUCAAAAGAAAAGCUCAAAAUAUAUAAAAUAUAUGUGUGUUGAUACAAAAAAUGAAUUCGAUCGUUGGAUAACAAAUAUUCGAAUAGCUAAAUUUGGACAACAAUUAAAAAUAAACUAUCUACUUUUGGAUAAAGCGAUGAAUAUUUAUCGUUCAUCAGGUCGUUUUGUUCCUGUUUGUGCUAUUCGUGCAGAAACACCAAUUGAACAACCAGAGAAUGAUGAUCUAUUUAUUCAUGAUUGUCGAACACCAAUUCCACAAAAUCAAUAUUAUGAAGUUCAUCCGUCGGUAUCUUCUAAUAAGAAUUAUAAUAAUGAUGAUGUGAAUGACAAUGAUAAUGAUAAUGAUAAUGAUAAUGAAAAUUCUCCGAUUAAAUCCGCUAGUUAUAUGGAUGAAUUACGUCAAAGACUUGAACGUGUUCUUAAUGAUUCACCACAACAAAGUUCAACUUCGUAUCAUCCUAUUCAAUCGUCAUUACAUACCAAAGAAACUAUUCAUCGGCCAACAUUAAUUCCUUCACCAAAAUUAAAAUCAACAAAUUUACAAUGUUUAAAUUCAACUGAAAAUUUAAAUAAAACAAAUAAUCAAAUAAAACCACCAUUAACAAUUGGUUCAACGCCAUUACCAAGAAAACAAAUGCAAUCAUUUGGAAGUUUAUCUUAUCGAACAAUAAAUACAACUAAUCGGCAUCAUCAACAACAAAUGAGUAAAAGUUUUAUUAUACCAUCAAAACGAGAAGACCAACGAAGUAACGAUUCAUUAUCUGCAACAUCAAAAUCGGAUUCACUUAAUUUAGAUAAUACAGAUUUUUCUCCUCCAUCAUCAAUUUUUCUUAACAAUCUUAAUAAUGCUAAUAAAAUAACAAAUCCAGUUAAAUCUAAACCAGCUAUAAAUAAUAAUAUCAAUACUAAUCGUUUAAAACAGCUACCACCAUUGAAAAAACCUAUAACGUCAUUUCGUACAAAUACUCAAACACAAUCAUCAUUACCUAUUAAAAAUGGACUUACUCCAUUACCUCCCAAAUUUUCAACUUCUAUAACACAAACAACUAAGCAAACUAAACCCAUAAAUACAUCAUUACCGAUUAGUUCAUUUAACAAUAGCAAAAGUACAACAAUAGCUGUUAAUAAUAAGCCUGUUCCACCUGUCCCACCACGUAAGUCAAGUAUCCCACGUCCAGGUUUGAAACCACAACCACCACAACGAAAUUCAUCAACAAAUCUUCUUCGUAAACCACAUGUCAGUCAUUUAUGA
This is a messenger RNA of Rotaria sp. Silwood2, 2790 nucleotides long. The record is from the annotation of a GenBank genome assembly. NCBI's taxonomy places the organism in Eukaryota, Metazoa, Rotifera, Eurotatoria, Philodinida, Philodinidae.